Coffea eugenioides is the source of this 1412-nucleotide messenger RNA. RefSeq lists its product as uncharacterized. The coding region runs from base 7 to 792 and encodes 261 amino acids. The transcript is spliced from 9 exons. Lineage: Eukaryota; Viridiplantae; Streptophyta; Magnoliopsida; Gentianales; Rubiaceae. The record is from RefSeq and is a predicted model, not a curated record.
CUGGCAAUGGCGGGAAUUGGAUGCCUCCCGCAACCCCAUCAAAUGCUGCUACUUCCCAAACAAAGAAACCAUGGUGUCCUCCAAUGCUGCUCCAAUAAUCCCAAUAGCAGGAAGGAAAGAACCCAGACCCCAAAAUUCUUGAAACUUGCUGUUACCGGAGUUACUGAACUUCUAAGACUCCUCUCCCAGUCUGACAAAAACAGAUCGGACACAACAAACAGUCAGAUUGAUGAAAAUUUGGUUUCUAAUAUAGAUGACAUUCUAAUGAUUAUCAAGUCUGACUAUGAGAAAGCAUACUUUGUAACAGGACACUUUACCUCAGCAAUUUAUGCAGAUGAAUGCACUUUUGAAGAUCCAACUAUUAAAUUUCAAGGAAGGGAUUUGUAUUCACGCAACUUGAAACUGCUGGUGCCUUUCUUUGACAAUCCAUCCAUAUUCUUAAAAGAGAUUAAGAAGAUAUCCCUUCAAUAUCAGAUGGACCCUGUGCCACACAUGAAUGUUAGUGGAAGCUUUUAUCUGCUAAUAGAGUGUGGCCUUCUGAUCUGUAGAGACAGUGGAAAAAUAGAACUGAUACUGGGUAUCAAUCCAAAAGCCAAAUAUAUAAUUGCAUCGUGGAAAUUAAGAACCCAUCUCAAACUUCCGUGGAGGCCUCUCAUUCUGAUUGAUGGAACCACAACCUAUGAUAUUGACGAUCAGUUAAGAGUUAUUAAGCAUGUUGAGAGUUGGAAGAUAUCUGCACUUGAAGCAAUAGGUCAGAUAUUUACUCCAGGCUUUCUGAGGUCAGAUAAAUGAAUCACUUAUUCUCUGGCGAAUUUAACAGUCUGUUCUACAUGCAUGCUAUUCAACAUGGACCAAGACAGAUUGUCCAAAUCAGCUUUAGAAAACAGACUUUGCUCUGCUUACAUCAUUGGGGUAUUAGACCCAAGUUGAUCUAUAACUAGUCUCCCUCUUGUUCUGGGGAUGAGAAAUCGCUCUGUGCUCUUUUCAGAGCUAAAAGCAUCAAAUGCUCGAUACUGCAAGGAUAUACAAGCAUUACAUGAAUGGCCUCACACGCGUUAGUUCUAUGUGACAGUUUCCUGAAUGAUAUUCUGAAACUGCAUGCAGGAGAUGACAAAGAACACCCCUUGUAUCUUACCCUUAAAAACUUAAUUUGCUUAGUUGGCUUUUUGCCUUCAUAAGGAAUGAUUAAGAUCCCUAGUUUUCUUAAAGACUUCAGAAAUAUGAUUCUACUUUUAUGCACAAAUAUUUGAGAAUCAGAUUCACAGUCCACUUGGUCUAAAGUAUGUAAGCAGUUGUUGCCACUCGUAGCUCUGACAUUAUAAACACUGUAGGAUGCUGUUUGUUAUGAUUUUUAUUGUUAUAUUGAUGUGAUUGGUGGUCUUCUGAAGUAAUUAAGGAAAUGAUUUUGAUGU